AGGUUCCAGGAAUAUAUAAAAGAGAAGUCACUGAAGCUGCUUUACCAGUCUGUGCGACACAGCCAAUGCAAUUCAGUAUAUGCUGGUUUUCUAUUGUCGGGGGGUAAACUCCUGAGGAGCGGAUGAAGAAACAAAUUUUGCUUUUAUUCACAUUCAGAGGACUAGUGAGUAAAGGGAAAAAGGGCAAAAAGAGGAAAUGGCCAAUUUCAUAUUACGGACAGCUGAACCCAAAGAUGUGUCUGAUAUCCUGCGACUCAUAAAGGAACUUGCUAAAUUUGAAGAGAUGGAGGAGAAGGUCAGGCUGACAGAGAAAGAUCUGCUUGAAGACGGCUUUGGGGAUCAUCCAUUCUACCACUGCUUGGUCGCGGAAGUCCCAAAAGAGCAGAGCUCAGACGGGUACACUGUAAUUGCCUUUGCCAUGUACUACUUCACAUAUGACCCUUGGAUUGGAAAGCUGCUGUACUUGGAAGACUUCUUCGUUAUGCAGGAGUUCCGUGGUCUUGGCAUUGGUUCACAAAUCCUGAAGGUUCUGAGUGAGACUGCAGUGAGGACUCGGUGUAGCAGCAUGCACUUCAUCGUAGCAGAAAACAACACAAAGUCUAUUGAGUUCUACAAGCGAAGAGGAGCGUCUGAUCUCUCCUCGGAGGAGGGCUGGCGUCUGUUUGAGAUUGAAAAGGAGGAGCUACUGAAAAUGACUGCCAAAUAGAGUAUACUGUUAAUUGACUUGUACUGGCUGUUGGUAAUAGCAAUAAUCCUAUUUGUCAGUGAUUUGGCACAGUCAGAAGUAAUAUAUUUACCAAUCAGCUGUUGCCUUUUGAUGAUAAACUACUUUUGCUAAUUUCAUUUCAUCUAAAAUUCAAAUCUCUGCUGAUAAAUGAAUGUGCAUUGAACUUUUGGAAUAAACACGCUAACUAUACUGAAGAAGAUUUUGUUUCAUUUGAAUGAUUCGUUUGGAGAUUUGAGAAAAGUUACCAAAGUUACCAAGUUAUUUUGUGUAUUUGUAAUUUCUAUCUUUGUAACCAACACAUGACCCCUCUGUUUGAUCUUGAGACUCUGAGUAAUUUGGAGUACUUAUUUGUAGAAGAAAGAUCAAAAUGUAAAAAUACUUCAUUACAUGUAAUAGUCAUAUUGAAAAUGUUGCUUAAGUUACUGUAAAGAGGUACUGUCAGCAAAAUGAUGUAUAACUGUUAUUAUAUUACUGAUGUAUUAUGGACGUAACAUUUUAACUGCGACUAAUCUGAACUAUUUUACAUACUGUUUGAUUUGAAACAUGGAUUGUGAGUUUUCAAGUAAAUGUAGUAAUGUAAAAAGUACAAAAGGUUCUUCUGAAAUAUGGAAUGAAAGAAAAUCACAUUUGUGCCUGAGUAAAUGUAUUCUGCCUAAAAAUUG
This is a messenger RNA of Toxotes jaculatrix (banded archerfish), 1389 nucleotides long. Its product is annotated as diamine acetyltransferase 1-like. Gene Ontology annotation, molecular function: N-acetyltransferase activity. NCBI's taxonomy places the organism in Eukaryota, Metazoa, Chordata, Actinopteri, Toxotidae. The transcript has 6 exons. The record is from RefSeq and is a predicted model, not a curated record. The coding region runs from base 197 to 706 and encodes 169 amino acids.